ACACACAAUUCACUAGAAGCUUAGUAUACAAUCUACGAGACCACAAUUACAAUGUCGUCACCAAAGACUGUACGCUGGGGUAUCCUCGCGACUGGAGGCAUUGCCCUGACCUUCACUCGGGAUCUUCUCUGCGAUCCUACCACGCGUGGUGUCAAGCAUCUCAAGCACACUGUCGUCGCAGCUGCUUCCUCGUCCUCAGAAUCCCGCGCAAAGGAUUUCCUAAAGGAAGUCGGCGCGCCGUCCGAUGCAAAGGCAUAUGGCUCCUACGAGGAGUUUGUGAAGAACCCUGAUAUCGACAUCGUAUACAUUGCUACACCACACUCGCACCACUACCAGAAUGCUAUGCUCUGCUUGGAGGCCGGAAAGAAUGUGCUUUGCGAGAAGGCCUUCACUGUGAACGCUGCACAAGCGCGCAAGCUGGCGGAGGUUGCCAAGUCAAAGAACCUCUUCUUGAUGGAGGCUGUAUGGACGCGCUACUUUCCACUGUCCAUCUACGUGCGCGAACAAAUCACCGCCGGUCGCAUUGGUCCCGUUGCACGCGUCGUUUCGGACAACAGCAUGGCGCUUGACCCCGAGAACAACUUCCCGGAUGGCAAGAACCGCAUGGUGAACCCCGACCUAGCCGGUGGCGCUCUACUCGACCUGGGUAUCUACGCUCUCACUUGGGUCUUCCAAACCAUGUACCACACGCAGCCUGAAGGGUCGCGCCAGCCACCCAAGCUGAAAGCCUUUGUCAAGAGCUACGAGCCUACCGGCAAAGCCGACGAGCACAGCACUAUGAUUUUGAGUUUCCCUCGCUCAAAAGAGCAAGGCGGUGAAGCACAUGCCGUAGCUACAACCUCGCUCCGCAUUGCCACUGCCCCAGGAGGGAACAUGGACCAGCCUUUUGUCCGCAUCCAAGGUCCCAAGGGUGAGAUCCAAGUCUUUGGGCACUCGUUCCGUCCCCUCUCCACCAAGAUCAUUGGUUUAGACGGCAAGGUCGAGUCGAAAGAGUUUCCCAUUCCGGGCCCAGGUAAGGGAAGUGGAUGGUACAACGGCUUCGGUGGCUCACUCCAAUCAGAAGGCGAAGGCCAGGGCAUGUUCUGGGAAGCUGAUGAGGCGGCGGAUGCGAUUAUCAAUGGCAGGAAAGAGGGACGAUUUUUGGGUCUGGAUGAGAGCGUGCUUAUCAUGGAGGUCAUGGAUGAGGUGAGGAAGCAGGGUGGUCUCGAGUACCCUGAGAAGAUUGAGACGUUGGAUUAUCCGACGAAGUUGUAG
This is a messenger RNA of Pyrenophora tritici-repentis Pt-1C-BFP, 1254 nucleotides long. Its product is annotated as oxidoreductase domain containing protein. Gene Ontology annotation, molecular function: nucleotide binding. The record is from RefSeq and is a predicted model, not a curated record. Lineage: Eukaryota; Fungi; Ascomycota; Dothideomycetes; Pleosporales; Pleosporaceae.